Messenger RNA from Ceratitis capitata (Mediterranean fruit fly), 1263 nucleotides. RefSeq names its product clavesin-1. The coding region runs from base 95 to 1093 and encodes 332 amino acids. The record is from RefSeq and is a predicted model, not a curated record. Lineage: Eukaryota; Metazoa; Arthropoda; Insecta; Diptera; Tephritidae. Gene Ontology annotation, molecular function: phosphatidylinositol bisphosphate binding. The transcript has 4 exons. Gene Ontology annotation, cellular component: membrane.
AGUUGUACUUUAGUUUCAUUCGGAUUGUUGUUAAACCAACAGUGCUUUCUCAAAAAUCCAACAUUUAAGUACGAGUUAUUACAACACGAAAUUAAUGAUGUUGGAUACCGAGACAACCAAUCAGCGACAAACGUCCGAACAAGAACAUUCUGAUGACUUUGAUCCUUAUACUUGCACUCUUUCUCCUGGAAUGAAAAUUGUGGCUAAGGAGGAGCUGCACGAGGAUGAUAACAUACGUCGACAAGCGCUAAAACAAUUUCGUGAAUGGAUAUCGAAGCAUCCGAGUAUAAAGAAAUGCCGCACAGAUUCACUUUUUCUUCUGCGAUUUUUACGUACGAAAAAGUUUUCGGUACCUGAUGCCUGUGAAAUGCUCGAACGUUACUUGACUAUACGGCAAUUAUUCCCUCAAUGGUUUUCGAAACUGGAUGUUACAGACCCUACUAUUAGCGAAAUUUUUGACAACGGUUACUUAGUUCCACUUCCAGAGAGGGAUGAUAAUGGAAGACAAAUAAUUCUAUCUAUCGCAAAAAAUUUUGACCCAUACAAAUAUACCUCAGUUCAAAUGGCGCGCGUACACUCAUUGAUCUGCGAAGGAUUGCUAGAUGACGAGCAAUCACAAGUGGCUGGUUAUGUAUACAUAAAUGAUGAGAGUGGAAUAAACAUGGGGUUUGCCAGUCUAUGGUCUCUUUCUGAUUUGAGAAGUAUGGUGAAAUGCAUACAAAACUCAACGCCUAUGCGACACAAGGAGACACAUUUUGUAAACAUACCGCAAUUUGCAAAUCGUAUUAUCGAAUUAGGAGUAUCACUACUAAGUGAUAAACUUAAAGGCCGUAUAACUGUUCACAAAUCGAUUGAUGAAUUGAAAGAAAAGAUAAAGCCUGAAAUUCUUCCCAAAGAGUAUGGAGGUACAAUCCCUUUGGAUGACAUUAUAAAGGAUUUCAAGUUAAAAUUACUGCAAAAACGAGCUGCUAUACUGUCUCUUGACGAUAUGUGUAUAGAAAUCAAUAAAGAUUCCAAUAAUACUUUGGUUAAAGGUCUGAAAGAUAUAGAUGGUGGACUUGUAGGAAGCUUCAGGAAGUUGGAAGUUGAUUAAAUGAUUAACCUCAAGGUUUUCGUAUAAAUUAAUUAAAAGGAUGUUGUGUUGACUAUGUAAUUGGAACCACUUUUAUAUUUAUGUAUGUAUAAUUUUCAUUAUAUUCAAUGAUUUUAUUUCUGCUCAAAUUUCAUUUAAUCAUUUUGUAAGUUUAUCUAAUCGUUGAAAAA